Salvia splendens (bonfire salvia) is the source of this 6004-nucleotide messenger RNA. RefSeq names its product 1-phosphatidylinositol-3-phosphate 5-kinase FAB1B-like. The transcript is spliced from 12 exons. Gene Ontology annotation, biological process: phosphatidylinositol phosphate biosynthetic process. The coding region runs from base 424 to 5835 and encodes 1803 amino acids. Gene Ontology annotation, cellular component: endosome membrane. Gene Ontology annotation, molecular function: metal ion binding; ATP binding; 1-phosphatidylinositol-3-phosphate 5-kinase activity. NCBI's taxonomy places the organism in Eukaryota, Viridiplantae, Streptophyta, Magnoliopsida, Lamiales, Lamiaceae. The record is from RefSeq and is a predicted model, not a curated record.
GUCGCUUUCUUCUCAAUCAAAUUUCUCCUACCAUUAUUAUAAUCAUGCAAUUGCAAAUCUCUGACCACGACGAAUCAUUUCGAAAAUUAGUUACUUAGUUGUAUUAAUUCACGCCCCAAUUACGAUUAAUCUUGGUGAUUCAACUUCCGAUUUCCCAUAUAUUUGAGGAUCAAGAAAUUAGGGCUGACACUCGCUGAAUGAGAAGGGGCAACUGUUUCUCCCCGAAAUCCCGCGUUUUUCAGAGUGAAUUGUGUGACAGAGGGGAUACAGAGUGAUUAUUUUUUUGAAUCCAGUGAUUGCGGCGUGUUUCUCCGGAUUUCCCCUUCGGAAGUUAUAUGUAUAAAGGGGUUGUUGGGAAUGGAUGUUUGAGUUGGAAAGAAAUGAGUAUAUCACAAUGAGUUGGAAGGGAGGGUUGUUGAGUCGAUGGAUGACCCUGAUAGGACGUUUCCGGAUCUGGUAGGCUUGUUUAAAUCUUGGAUGUCAUGGCGGUCGGAGCCUGCACAUGUGUCGAGGGAUUUCUGGAUGCCCGACCAGAGUUGCAGGGUAUGCUAUGAGUGUGAUUCACAGUUUACCUUGUUUAAUCGUAGACAUCAUUGUCGUCUAUGUGGUAGGAUUUUCUGUGCCAAGUGUACUUCGAAUUGGCUUCCUGUUGGACAUAGCGAGCCAAAGAUUUCAUUAGAAGAGCGAGAUAAGAUUAGGGUCUGCAACUACUGUUUCAAGCAAAGUGCGAAAGAUCAAUGGGGAAAAGAGUUGAGUGUAGCUGUUGAUGAUGGGCUUCAAGUGGACCUACCCGAUGCCAGCUGUACUUCUCCAUCAACAACCAGUUUUCUUAGCACCAGAUCUAGUGGCACCUGUGGUAGUAGCACUACAUUUGUGUCAGUACCACAGUCUGCUGGCCCCACCCCGAUGCAAUCACUCUCAAUGGAAGCAGAUUUAGAUAGGCAAAAUGUUGGAGCAGCAAAGAUCAAUGUCACGGAGGAGCAAAACCUGUCUGAUGACCAAUUUGAUUAUUUCCGAAACAGGAGUGAUGACGAGGAUGAUGAAUUUGGAAUAUCUCAGUUAGGUCCCAUAGCUAGUGACUUCUCCCAGGUUAAUGGCUACUAUGGUCCUGUUAAAUUCGAGGAUAUCAACAGUGAUUACAACUCACGUAAAGUUCAUCCUGAUGGAGAUGCUGUUGAUUCAAAAAGUACGACCAGCUCCCCUUUGCGAUAUAGUCUUAAUUCCCGAAACUCUGAAGAAUCACAGCAGAUUGCUGAAAAAGAUGCUGAACACGAUAUUGGUGAUGAAUGUGAGGCACCUUCUUCUCUAUAUGUGGCAGAAGACGUAAAUACAGAGCCUGUUGAUUUUGAAAACAAUGGAGUUUUGUGGCUCCCUCCCGAGCCUGAAGAUGAAGAUGAUGAAAGGGAAGCACUUGUAUUCGAGGAUGACGGUGAUGGGGAUGCUGCUGGAGAAUGGGGAUAUUUGAACAAUUCAAGCAGCUCUGGGAGUGGGGAGUUUCGUAGUCGGGAGAAAUCAAUCGAGGAGCAUAAGAGAGCCAUGAAGAGUGUGGUCGAAGGCCAUUUUCGGGCUUUAGUAGCUCAACUUUUGCAAGUAGAUAAUCUUCUUUCAGAGGAUGAAAAUGACAAAGAGAGUUGGUUGGAAAUAAUCAUUGCCUUGUCAUGGGAGGCUGCCACAUUUUUAAAACCAGAUAUGAGCCAGGGGGGACAAAUGGACCCAGGGGGAUAUGUCAAAGUAAAAUGUUUAGCUUCAGGGCUUCGAAGUGAGAGUUUGGUGGUCAGAGGAGUUGUGUGCAAGAAAAAUGUGGCUCAUCGACGGAUGACAUCAAGAGUUGAGAAGCCUCGCUUAGUGAUCCUUGGAGGGGUACUUGAGUACCAGCGGGUUUCUAAUGCUCUUUCAAGCUUUGAUACACUGUUACAACAGGAAAUGGAUCAUCUGAAGAUGGCUGUUGCAAAGAUAAGUGUGCACACUCCUAAUAUUCUUCUGGUUGAGAAAUCUGUUUCGCGCUACGCCCAGGAGUACCUUCUCGCGAAAGAAAUAUCACUUGUUCUGAAUAUUAAAAGACCACUUCUGGAGCGUAUAGCCCGUUGUACUGGUGCCCAAAUCGUUCCUUCAAUUGAUCACCUAUCAUCAGAGAAGGUGGGUUAUUGUGACAUGUUCAAUGUAAUGAGAUUUACGGAAGAGCACGGUAGUGCUGGCCAGGCUGGAAAGAAGCUGGUGAAGACUCUGAUGUAUUUCGAAGGUUGCCCCAAGCCACAAGGAUGCACUAUAAUACUUCGAGGUGCCAGUGGGGAUGAAUUGAAGAAAGUGAAGCAUGUCGUACAGUAUGGAGUUUUUGCAGCUUAUCACUUGGCUCUGGAGACGUCUUUUCUUGCUGAUGAAGGUGCCUCUUUGCCAGCACUUCCAUUGAACUCUCCUAUCACAGUUGCACUACCAGAUAAGCAGUCGACAAUCGACAGAUCCAUCUCAACGGUACCUGGUUUUUCAGUUCCAUCUGGUGAUAAAACUCCCGGACCUCAAUCUGUUGGUGAUCUACAGAGAUCAAAUACUUUACCCCCUUCAGAUCUAAUCAGGGAAACGAUUGCAUCGAUUCAUGAAUAUUCAGACACGCAUAAUAUCCCUGCUCCUUUAAGCUCUCAAUAUGGUGAGCCUCCAAUAUCAUCUUGCGUGGAUCAGCAUUCAUCCUCGAAUCCAUUGUCUGCUGAAGAUCAAGCUAUUCUAGACUUGGGCCUGUCCAUUGAGGCAAAACCUAGUGAGUUAAACGGACUUUCUGUUGCAGCGGCAGAUAUCCACUCCUCUAAUCAAUUUGGAGAUUCAAAUGUCAAAAUUAUAGAUUCUAAGAGUAAUGGCUCAAAUCUAACAUCUUUACAAACGGAUGCUCUCAAAAUUUCUGAUGAACAACCUGCUCUGAAAGAAGAAUUUCCACCUUCUCCGUCAGAUCAUCAAAGCAUCUUAGUCUCAUUGUCAUCGAGAUGUGUAUGGAAGGGGACUGUCUGCGAAAGAUCACAUUUGUUCCGGAUCAAAUAUUAUGGUAGCUUUGACAAGCCAUUGGGCCGUUAUCUGCGGGAUCAUUUAUUCGAUCAGAGUUUUGUAUGCCGUUCAUGUGAGAUGGCUUCCGAGGCUCAUGUCCAGUGCUACACUCAUAGACAAGGUACUCUGACAAUUUCAGUGAAAAAACUACCUGAAAUAAUUUUACCUGGUGAACGGGAAGGGAAGAUUUGGAUGUGGCACCGUUGCUUGAGAUGUCCCAGGGCUAAUGGAUAUCCGCCUGCAACUAGGCGUGUUUUGAUGUCGGAUGCUGCAUGGGGGUUGUCAUUUGGAAAGUUUUUGGAGCUAAGCUUUUCGAACCAUGCAGCUGCGAGUAGAGUGGCCAGUUGUGGCCAUUCUUUGCAUAGGGACUGUCUUCGAUUUUAUGGGUUCGGGCAAAUGGUUGCUUGCUUUCGUUAUGCGUCGAUUGAUGUUCAUUCGGUGUACCUACCUCCCUCAAAACUUGAUUUCAACUACAAAAAUCAGGAGUGGAUAGAAAAAGAAAUGAAUGAGGUGGUUGGGCGUGCUGAGCUCCUCUUCUCUGAAGUUCUCAAUGCUCUACGUCUUUUGGCAGAAAGAAAAAGCAGUGCAGGUGCGAUGAACGGUGUUGUGAAUGUUCAUGAAUCUAGGCACCUGAUUAUAGAUCUAGAAGGGCUCUUGCAGAAGGAAAAGUCAAUGUUUGAGGAAAUGCUCCGGAAAAUCAUGAGAAGGGAGGCAAGAAUAGGGCAACCUCUCAUUGAUAUUCUCGAGCUCAAUCGGCUGCGCAGAGAGCUAGCUUUUCAGUCUUAUGUGUGGGACCAGCGCCUGAUAUACGCAGCCAGUCUAGAUUCUAGUAACAAACCAAAUAAGGUGGAGGUUUCCACUUCAGAGGCCGUUCAGAAAAUUCUCUGUGAAACUGAGAGACUUCAAGAUGUAAAUGUACUAGUUCCAACCAGUAAUACUUUAAGCAGUUUGGUGUCGGCUGCUGCCGAUGCAAAGCUCAAAGAAAAUCCCGAUCAUGGCAAGGUCGGUCUGCUCUACAAUCACCUCGAGGUGAUUCCCCAAAGAACUGAUUUAUCCUCAAAUCCGAAUCAUGGAGAUCAGAACCCUCUUGAACCCUCUCAUGAAGUAAGGUCUGCUGAUAAAUCGGAUGCUCUGGCUUCGAGCGUCAAUGUACAUAAAGCUCUCUUAGAUGGUCAAACUCCUAUAUCUUUGUCGGAUACUCUUGAUGCCGCGUGGACUGGUGAGAGUAAUCCUGGUGUAGGAGUCCAGAUAAAGUGCAGCGUGCCAGAGUUAACUGAAGUCGAUACUUCAUCUGCUGUCAGAGGAUUUGACAAGUUGGAUAUGGAAUAUGACAGAGAGGAGUUGCCUUCCUUCUUAUCUACCAAUAAUUCUGGUGAUGUGGAUGACUCUGAGAGCUGGCUGACCACACCAUUUUCCAUCUACCACAGAUCACCAAGCAAGAAUUGCUCGGGCUUGGACUUGAAGCUGGAUGUGUUGGGUGGAUAUGAUCCAGUAUACAUCUCCUCGUUUCAGGACCCCGAACUCCAAGGUGGGGCCAGGUUGCUUCUCCCCGUGGGGAUAAACGAAACUGUCAUCCCAGUUUAUGAUGAUGAGCCAACGAGUCUUAUAUCGUAUGCUCUCGUUUCGCAUGAUUACUUUGGCCAAAUCUCUGAUGAGCCUGAAAAAUCUAGGGACACUGCAGAAUCUUUUUUUUCAAUGCAAUCCCUUGAUGCCGGGUCCUCCUUUCAGUCAUUUUCAUCGUUGGACGAGGUGAUGCUGGAAUCGUACAAAAGUCUUGGAUCCGGAGAAGAGAGCAUGUUGAUGAGUUUCCGCAAUUCCUUGAAUUCGGACCCGGUCUCAUAUACAAAAGCGUUGCACGCCAGAGUGUCCUUUACCGAUGAUGGCCCCCUUGGGAAGGUCAAAUACACGGUCACAUGUUACUAUGCAAAACGUUUUGAUGCAUUGAGGAGGAUAUGUUGCCCAUCGGAGAUGGAUUUCGUUAGAUCCCUUAGCCGUUGCAAGAAGUGGGGCGCCCAAGGUGGGAAGAGCAACGUCUUCUUUGCAAAAACUUUGGAUGACCGGUUCAUAAUCAAGCAAGUGACGAAGACUGAGCUGGAGUCGUUCAUCAAGUUCGCUCCGGGCUAUUUCAAGUACCUGUCUGAGUCCAUCGGAACAGGAAGCCCAACCUGCCUGGCAAAGAUCCUCGGUAUCUAUCAGGUAUCUUCAAAACAUCUAAAAGGAGGGAAGGAAACCAAAAUGGACGUGUUGGUGAUGGAGAAUCUACUAUUCGGAAGAAACAUGACACGUCUCUACGAUCUCAAAGGUUCAUCCAGAUCGCGAUACAAUCCUGAUUCUUCCGGAAGUAAUAAGGUGUUGUUGGACCAGAACUUGAUCGAAGCAAUGCCCACAUCUCCCAUAUUUGUCGGAAACAAAGCCAAACGAGUACUAGAAAGAGCAGUGUGGAACGACACUGCUUUUCUCGCUUCCAUAGACGUGAUGGACUACUCGCUACUAGUCGGGGUUGACGAACAGAAGCACGAGCUUGUCCUUGGGAUCAUCGACUUCAUGAGACAGUACACAUGGGACAAGCAUCUCGAGACAUGGGUGAAGGCGUCGGGCAUUCUUGGCGGGCCCAAGAACGCCUCACCAACCGUGAUCUCUCCGAAGCAGUACAAGAGGAGAUUCAGGAAGGCCAUGACAACGUAUUUCUUGAUGGUCCCAGAUCAAUGGUCACCUCCUAUGAUCAUUCGUAGCCAGUCGCAGACGGAGAUGGCUGAAGAGAAGUCACAGUCACAGAAUACCGCACAUGAUUAUAUGCCCUCUGCUUAGUGAAGAAACCUCAUUUGCUUGUAUAUUUUGAAGCUCACUUCAUUUUUUUUUUGUAUAUCUAUUUUUCUCCAUUUCUAUAUUCUUUUGUAAGCAGUGGCCAUUUGAAUCUUGUUUAGUGGUAGAAUUCAUAUUUUUCAGGGAAAAAUAUAUGCAAGUCCCAUUGUACACA